Molecule: messenger RNA, 1950 nt
Organism: Paramuricea clavata
Lineage: Eukaryota; Metazoa; Cnidaria; Anthozoa; Malacalcyonacea; Plexauridae
Source: the annotation of a GenBank genome assembly
AUGGUAACAGGUACAACUAUUGAUUUCGAGCAUGUACCAGUCCAAUCUAGGCCACCUGCCAUACAAACAUUCUCAGACCCUGAGGUACAAAUCACUGAGACUGAGCUCAGUAAACUCCUAAGCAAAGGGGUAAUUAAAAAAGUUGAACGUGAGAAAUGUGAUUUUCUUUCGCCCAUAUUCCUCAAGGCAAAGAAAGAUGGCUCAUACCGCCUAAUUUUGAAUCUCAAAGCUUUGAAUAAAAAUAUCACUUAUCAGCAUUUUAAAAUGGACACACUUUUGUCAGUAGUCAAACUUAUGAGACCAAAUUGCUUUAUGGCCACCAUCGACCUCAAAGAUGCAUAUUAUUCAGUACCUGUGUCUGAAAAACAUCAGAAAUUUCUCAAAUUCCACUGGAAAGGAACCUACUACAAGUUUACCUGCUUUCCUAAUGGGCUAUGUUUCUGUCCUAGGAAAUUUACAAAGCUUAUUAAGCCAAUUCACUCUUCGCUUAGAUUGCAAGGUCAUCUCUUUGCUGGUUAUAUUGAUGACAAUUACAACCAAGGGGACACUUACCAGGAAUGCUUGACUACUGUGCUUGAAACAGUAAAACUGGUAACCGAGUUAGGGUUUUGUGUGCACCCUGAGAAAUCAUGCCUUAUACCAUCUCAAGAAAUAAUUUUUCUUGGGAAUGUUUUAAACUCUGUCACCAUGACUAUUACACUAACCGAUGAGAAAAAACAGAAAAUUGUGAAGGCAUGUAAGGCACUGCAGAGACAGCAAAAUCACACUAUCCGGGAGGUUUCUAAGGUGAUAGGGCUCAUGGUGUCUAGUUUUUCAGCAGUUAUGUAUGGACCAUUAUACUAUAGACAACUAGAGCGGGAUAAAUCUCUAGCUGUUAAAGACCAUAAGGGAAACUAUGAUGCACCAAUGGCUCUAUCACCUGUGGCCAGAAUAGAAUUACAAUGGUGGGUAGACAAUAUUGACAAAGCAUUCAAUGUCAUCAACCAUGAACCCCCAUCAAUUACAAUCAAUACAGAUGCAUCAAAAAUUGGAUGGGGUGGUGUAUUGGAUGGUACAACUUGUGGGGGACAUUGGUCACCCCAAGAAUCAGAAGAGCAUAUUAAUUGCCUUGAAUUAAGGGCUGCUCUUUUUUCAAUCCAAUCACUAACACCUGACAGGAGCAAUACCCACAUUAGAUUGAAGAUUGACAACACGACAGCAGUGGCUGCUAUUAACCAUAUGGGCACUAGCCACUCAAUACAAUGUAACAAUGUAGCUUUAGAUAUUUGGCAGUGGUGCAUCAGUAAACAAAUCUGGGUCUCAGCGGAACAUAUUCCGGGCAAAUAUAACAUAGUAGCUGAUAAAGAGUCAAGGGAAAUAAGCACCAGCAAUGAGUGGAUGUUGAACCCCACACUCUUACAUCAAGCACUUGACAAAUUACAAGUUAACCCAGAUAUAGACAUGUUUGCAUCUAGAUUAAAUGCUCAAUUUCCCAGAUAUAUCGCAUAUAGACCAGACCCAGGAGCACAAUCUAUUGAUGCAUUUUCUGCUCAGUGGAACACUUUCCAAGGUUACUAUUUUCCUCCUUUCAGUGUCAUUUCAAAAGUUCUUCAGAAACUGGAGCAGGACAAGGCAACAGGAGUAAUAGUAAUCCCCAAAUGGCCCACCCAGAUGUGGUAUUCCAUGGCAAUGAGGAUGCUGAUCAGCUGUCCAGUUCUUCUACAGCACAGUGCCAGACUGUUAUUGCUACCAAGCCACCCACAAGAAACACACCCCUUACACAAGAAACUGGAUCUGCUAGUAUGUCACUUGUCAGGGGACAGUUGCAAACAAGUGGACUUUCAACAACAGCUUCAGACAUUUUCAUGUGUGCCUGGCGGGAUGGAACUAAAAAACAAUACCAAACCUACCUUACACAGUGGGAAAACUACUGCAACUCCAAAGGGAUUAGUCCAGUUUCAGCUACUGUAA